Molecule: messenger RNA, 5301 nt
Organism: Monopterus albus (swamp eel)
Lineage: Eukaryota; Metazoa; Chordata; Actinopteri; Synbranchiformes; Synbranchidae
Gene: pcdh12
Product: protocadherin 12
Exons: 5
Coding region: 457-3987 (1176 amino acids)
Biological process (GO): homophilic cell-cell adhesion
Cellular component (GO): plasma membrane
Molecular function (GO): calcium ion binding
Source: RefSeq, a predicted model, not a curated record
AACUUUCUCAGUUGGAACAAAACUUUCCUGAGUAAAGGAGGAUGAACUGAGCGGCUGGAUGCCAGCAGCUGAGUGAGUAACAGCAGAGAGAGGCAGAGACAGGCUUGAAGUGUAUGAACAGAGAGAGGAUGAUAUCUUAAUUAUAGGUUUCUAUAAUUGUCUGCUGACAGACGGGAUGUUAUUUACUUUACAAAACCAACAGUUUUCUUCUCUAGCUUGGUUGUGGUUGUUUUGUAAUACAGAACUGUAGAUACUUGGAAGAAUAAUUGGAUUUGAUCCUGUAAUGUGAUGUUUGCUACAGAUAGACUAUAUUUUUCACUUCUAUUUCAAAAGCAGACCAUCUUAAAGUUAUUUUAAACUUUUAAAUAAAAAAGCUGUCUUCUUAUAGUUGUGAUUUUUUUAAAAAUGUCAGUUUAGCCAGUAGACAGGAGAUUAUUAUUACUUCACCUCAUCAUUAUGCUGCUGGCUCUGCUUUUGGUUCUGAGUCUUUGCUCUGAGGCUCUCUUCUCUGAGUCAUCAUCAAUAACUAUCCAGUACCGGGUUUGGGAGGAACAGCCGGUGGGAACGCAGGUCGGCCGUCUGGUGGAUGACCUCCGGCAGAGGGAUGAAGGUGGCCCUCUGGAGGAUUUCCAGGUGGUGGAGCACGGAAAAGCCCUUCCCUUCUCUGUCAGCACUCGAGAUGGGGCCGUCUCCACCCAAGGCAGGCUGGACAGGGAAGAGCUGUGUCGAGGGUCGGACCUGUGCGAAGUGGCCUUCAGUGUCCUCUACAGGAAAAGUGGUGCUGUGAAGUGCCUGAGGGUUCAUGUGGAGGUGAUGGACUUGAAUGACCAUAGUCCUAGCUUCCCCAGUCCUCUGCAGGAAGUGGAGAUCUCAGAGACAGCCAGCCUCAGGAUGCGACUCCCUUUGGACCGGGCAGUGGAUCCUGAUGCGGGGCCCAAUGGCCUUCAGACCUACUCUCUUUCUGUCAACCAACACUUUGCUCUGGAUGUGACAGUUGCUCAUGGUGGGACAAAACAGGCAGAGCUAGUGGUUAUCAAAGAAUUGGACAGGGAGGUUCAAGCCUCAUUUGAUCUCACGUUAAUGGCGUGGGAUAAGGGGAACCCCCCGAGAUCUGGGAGCACAUUAAUCCGUGUUAAUAUUCAGGACUCAAAUGAUAACAGCCCAACAUUUGAGGACAACACUCCCACUGUAGAGCUACCUGAGGAUACAGCUCGUGGGACAACCAUCAUCAACCUGAGGGCCACUGACCCAGACCAGGGUGCCAAUGGGGAGGUGGAGUAUUCACUCAGCAAGCAUACACGUACGGAAGUUCAGAGGUUCUUCUAUGUGGAUCCACAAAGUGGAGCUGUGAGUCUCAGAGCACCCCUGGACUAUGAGGCUCAGGCUUUUUAUGAAGUAAUCAUACAGGCCCGUGAUCAUGGACCCAAUGCCAUCCCCACACACUGCAAACUGCACAUCAAGCUUAGGGAUGUUAACGAUAAUGCACCGAGGAUACACAUGAUUUGGACUCCACCCAACUCGCCUAUGGCGACUGUGCUGGAAGGAGCAGUAGAGGACACUUUUCUUGCUCUGGUGAUGGUCUCCGAUGCAGAUUCGGGAGAAAAUGGCAAAGUGAGUGCACACAUUCAGCAAGGAUCUGGUCCCUUCCACCUUAAACAGAUCCAUGGCAACAAUUACAUGAUUGUUACCAAUGGAAGUCUGGAUCGAGAGAAGGUUAUGGAGUAUAACAUCACUAUCCUGGCCCAGGAUUAUGGAGACCCCCCAUUGUCCUGUGUUAAACACCUGCCUGUUCGUGUUUUGGAUGAGAAUGACAAUGCCCCAGUGUUUUCCACCUCCAUUUAUAAGACUACCUUCAAGGAGAACAAUGUUGCAGGCUACCACGCUCUCGAAGUCCAAGCACAUGAUGUUGACCUGGACCUCAGUGGGAGAGUGUCCUACUUCAUACACAACUCCGAUGAUGUGGAAACUAACACACAAUCUUUCUCCAUCCAUCCAACCAGUGGUGUCAUAAGCAUCCAGCGCCCUCUGGACUAUGAGGAAUCCCACACCUACUCUUUCAUUGUGGGAGCUGUCGACCAUGGUCAUCCACCUCUCACCAGCACUGCGACUGUACAGGUCGACAUCGAGGAUGUGAAUGACAACUACCCAGUCAUCAAAGAGCCAAAGCCCAGAAAGGGUGUGGCCUCUUUAAGUGUACCUGUCAAUGCAGACAAAGGGGAGAUCGUGACCGAGUUGGGGAAUGACAUUGAAGAGACAUCGACUGCUUUGCCAACCAAUCACUUAGUCAGAGAGGGAUUUGUUGGAUUCCUUGCAUCCACAAUAAAGGCUGAAGACCCAGAUUCAGGGCUCAAUGGAGAACUCCAGUACCUCAUUACAGAUGGAAACAACUAUGGACUUUUCUGGUUGGAUCAAGCUACAGGCCAGUUGUUUGUUAACACCACCAAUGCUACAGAGCUUAUUGGGAAAACCUACAAGUUUGAUAUAGCUGUAUCUGACAUGGGCACCCCCAGCUUGGCCACCAAAGUGACUCUGGAGGUGACUUUUAUUAACCUCAAAGAUCACUUGAAGAACUCGUCACCUGGAAACCGUGGACAGCUAAGCCACACCAUGAUGAUGGCGAUCUGUCUAGGCGCUACGUGCUUGCUGCUCCUCCUGACUAUUGCUUUGGUGACAACAUUCUGUCGCCCUGAGAAACGGGACAACCGGGCUUACAACUGCAGACAGGCUGAAUCAACCUACACCCGACAUCCUCGGCGCCCACAGAAGAACAUCAGAAAGUCUGAUAUCCAGCUCAUUCCUGUCAUCAGGGGACGAAAAGACGAGCCUCCUGAUGAUGAUAGUGAAGCCCAGCCACUGGCUCCACCUCCAGUGAUGCCAGAUGAUCAUCAAGCUGACAGACAGUAUACCUUAGCACCAUCAGUCAUGAACACAAGCUUCCAUUCCCAAGGCUACCCAGAAGGGGAUGCCACUCAACCUGUUACCCAUCACUGCAGAACGCUUAGGAAACCUGGAAACAUCGAACUUGAUGGCACUUUGCCUCUGAUGCCAGCUACAUCAUAUCAGACUCUUCAGAAACCCAGGAACCCUUCAUCAUCCUCAUCAGUCUCACAUUUGAGCUCCUUGAAGUGCCAGACUCAUCCUGAAGGGGAAGAGGCAGUGUCGCCAUCUGCGAGAUCCCAGGCGAUGCUCAGGAGGCCCAAGAACUCGGAGGGAGGAGGAGCACAGGAUGCAGAGCACCGGCAGAUGCUUCAAAACCUGGUUCGACUGUCAAUGGCCGCAUUUGGAGAUGCCAUCGAGCUUUCAUCAGCUUCCCCGGAAGUGCAGCAGAUCUCCCAGCUCCUCUCGCUCCUCCGGCAGGGUCAGCUGCAGCCAAGGCCAAACUUCCGGGGGAACAAAUAUUCUCAUCGCAGAUACGGAGGUCAGGACUGUUCAGACUGGCAGAGCACCAAAGACAGCGGGCAUGGUGAGAGCGAGGCUGGAGACGUGGACUGGGAACCAGGAAGAGACUCCCCCAUAGACCUUCAGCUGGAGGAGGGGCUUAACAACAUACUCAACAAUCCUGAUGACGUCUUCCCGGAGGUCAGUGACCCGGCCUGGAUGGCCAGACUCUCGCUCCCACUCACUGGCGACUAUCAUGACAAUGUUUUUGUCCCCAAUGGGCCUCUGUCCCCUGACGGUGAGCUCCUUCCCUGUGAGGGCUUGGAUCCAUCCUCCUUCUCCACCUUUGGUAAAACUCCAGAGAAGGAUGAUGCCCUGGGCGGGGCCCUCCUGUCAGAGGUCAGCACACUGUUUGAGAUGCUCAUGACGCAGAAGGCCGACAGCCACCCUGGGCCACGGCCCGACGUCCUGUACCGACUCUCUGCAGCGUACCGGCGUUCGCUGGGCCUGGACACCGCCACCACGCCUAUCGCAAGCAAUGCACCAAGGAACUCUGGUUAUACUGACAGGAGGUUGGGCCUGUUUGCACCCUCAGGACAUAAGCAAUAAAUGUAACACUGGUGCUUUGAGCUGACUGCUGCAACUCAGAACAGGAAGUUACACAAAAUGUUUCUUCUGUUGGGAUUUUAGAGGCGUUAGGCGAUACAAUAUUUAAAUUUGAUUGACUGCAUCUGUAAAUAAGGCAAAUAAAACCUGUUUUUGUAGAAUCAAAACUUAGAGAAGAUGUGCCACAAAGGGACCAGACUAUGUCUUCAGACUGAAGUGAGGGCCACACAUAAAGAUCAAGUCAUGAUGAAAAGGGAUUUAUUUGGUCCAUUUUCAGAGCAGACUUUGUUAAAAAGUAACCAAUCAGCAAGGUCAACUACACAAAAAACAGGGAUCAUGUGUUAAAAAACAAACAACAUCAACAGGCAGGUAGACUACAGCUACAGCAAACAGAUGCUACAGCAGCAGAGUGGAGAAAAGGAUAUGGAGCUGGUUUAUAUACUGAGAGACUAAUGAGGGAAUGAGAAGCAGGUGGGUGUGGAGGUCAGGUGACACACUGAGGGAUCUACUGGACAGGUGAAUAAUGAAAGGAUCUGCAAGGACAGGAGAGAAAAGUGACCAGGCAUAAGAGAGUGACUGAAUGAGUUUGUUUGGCGGAGCAGGGGUUUUUUAUUGCUUAUUUAAACAAAUGUGAUCAUGACAACAAAAGACAUCGUUACCUCCAGCUGAGGCGAUGGGAUGCCACUAGUGAAUUAAUCUCAAUACACAGUUUGGCUCUCUGCAGAUACAAAAAGGUGGUGAUGUGUAAGUAAAUGUUCAGUGAAACAUGAGAGUGACAACAGAAACAUUUCAGAGAAUCCAGCAGCAGGGAGCUGUUCUCUGCCCCAUAUCACUUCACAAAAUGGAGGAAAAAAUGAUCCUAAACAAGUUUCUUUGUUUUCUUCCCAGUGAGCCACCACAACCUGAGUAAGAAACACGCUUCUCAGGAGACACCAACUCUCUUGUGCCCCUUUGCAGCUAAGCACAUUGACUUAGUAUGUUUGUCACUGUCUUUUUGGUCAGAACACAUUAAUUCCCCGUGAGGCUUCAGGGUUAGUACGAACAUUUCUGGACCCAACACGAAUCCUCGUAAAUAUCCAAAAUGUAACGCUUGUACAUUUCAUGGCUGUGGUCAGCAGUCAUUGGGUCAGACAAACAGACUGAUGACAGAACCAUCCUCAGACCAACUUAUGAGCAGGGAUGUGUUAGAAAUGGUGAUACAGUUCUUGUUGCAUUGUUUUUCCAUCAAUAACACAAGAAGUAACCAGAACAAUUCAGGUUUAAUUAAGAGUAAAUGAAAGGAAUGGUGGAAAACAACUUGAAUGAAUGCAGACAGAU